Molecule: messenger RNA, 1449 nt
Organism: Pestalotiopsis fici W106-1
Lineage: Eukaryota; Fungi; Ascomycota; Sordariomycetes; Amphisphaeriales; Sporocadaceae
Product: Endo-1,6-beta-D-glucanase
Exons: 4
Coding region: 1-1449 (482 amino acids)
Biological process (GO): glucosylceramide catabolic process
Molecular function (GO): glucosylceramidase activity
Source: RefSeq, a predicted model, not a curated record
AUGCAGCUCACUCUCCUUGUACUCCUGGCCGGUAGCAGCCAGGCUGCCUGCAGCUCUGUUCUCCAGGCCGGCGCUACAACUGAUACUGCCACCGCUUACAUUUCGUCUUCGGACAGAAAAUACAAUGUCAGCUCGUGGGAAGCCCCCGUUUCCGGGGCCGGGACGCCGGGCAACUCAUCGACGUGGAACCUCAGCAUUGACGACACCACCUCUGGUCACAAGCAACCUGUCACGGGCUUUGGAGCUGCUGUGACGGAUGCCACCGUUGCCGUCAUCAACUCGCUCCCGGCAGAUUUGCGCAGUCAGCUCCUCUCCGAGCUCAUGACCUCGGCGGGUGCCGACUUCACCCUGCUGCGUCAUAGUAUUGGCGCCUCGGAUCUCUCUGCAGAUCCAGCAUAUACAUACGAUGACGCUGGUGGCCUGGUGGACACGAGCUUGGCCAACUUUUCGCUGGGCGACCGUGGGACAGCCAUGGCUGAAUUGCUGGCCGAAAUGCAGGCUCUCAACGCCAACUCAAAGCUUCUUGGCUCUGUCUGGGCGCCGCCUGCUUGGAUGCAGCUUGACCGGAACCUGACAGGCUCCACUGUCAAUAAUAACUUGAACCACUCCUACGUCGACUCCUACGCUCAGUACUUUGUCAAGUAUGUCCAAGCAUUCGCAACCAAGGGAGCACAUGUCGAUGCCAUCACCAUUCAGAAUGAGCCUCUUAACAGCCAAGCCACGUAUCCAACCAUGUACGUUUAUGCUGACGAAUCCGGCUCUCUCAUCCAAGACAAUGUCGGACCAGCUUUGAAGGCUGCUGGUCUGAGCACUGAGAUAUGGGCCUAUGACCACAACACCGAUGUUCCCAGUUACCCCCAGACAGUCAUUGACAUGGCGUCCGACUACGUCGACACUGUUGCCUGGCAUUGCUACGCCACCGAUAAUCAAUGGUCUGUCUUGACCGAUUUCCACAAUGCCAAUCCAAGUGCCAAGCAGUUCAUGACUGAAUGUUGGACCUCAUCCGAGUACACCACCUGGGUGGCCGCUUCCGGCUUCACGAUUGGACCAUUGCAGAAUUGGGCCCAGGGAUCACUGGCCUGGACACUGGCUACCGACCAGAACGAUGGACCUCAUCUCACCUCGGGAGGGUGUGACAGCUGCCGAGGUCUGGUGGUCGUCAACACAGAUACCAACACCUACGAGUUUCAGAUCGAUUAUUACAUGAUGGCCCAGUACUCCAAGUUCAUUCCCCAGGGAGCUCUCAUCCUCAACGGCACCGGCAGCUACACCUACGACGGUGGCUCCGGCAUCCAGUCCGUCGCAUCGCUUAAUCCCGAUGGGACAAGAACCGUUGUCAUCGAGAACACUUUCGGCAACGACGUCUAUGUGACUGUAGACACCACGAGCGGCCAGGAAUGGAGCGGCAACGUGUAUGCCAAUAGUGUUGUUACCUGGAUCUUACCGUAA